Astyanax mexicanus (Mexican tetra) is the source of this 3574-nucleotide messenger RNA. RefSeq names its product adenosylhomocysteinase-like 1 (gene ahcyl1). The coding region runs from base 327 to 1991 and encodes 554 amino acids. NCBI's taxonomy places the organism in Eukaryota, Metazoa, Chordata, Actinopteri, Characiformes, Acestrorhamphidae. The record is from RefSeq and is a predicted model, not a curated record. Gene Ontology annotation, biological process: L-methionine cycle. Gene Ontology annotation, cellular component: cytosol. The transcript has 17 exons.
UGCUGAUGCUGCCUGCCUGUCCGGAGCCGGAGAGCCGCGAGUAAUAAUCUGUGAUCAGCUCCGCUCUGAGAGAGAAACCCCGCCGGUAACCUCGAGCUCAGCACCGCCGCAGCGCGUCUACCGGCGCUUAGACCGAGACCGCGGCUUCUCUUCCGCAGCGACACUCCGUGUGUGUGUGGUGUUCUCGGCCGGAGCUCGCGCGCUUCCUCUGGAAGCGGUAGUUCGGUCAGAGCGCGGAGCUAGAGGACAAAACGGAAGGUUACGGGAACAUUAGCGAACCGAGCGGUCCUAGUCCCGGCCCAACCGGAGAGACCCGCGAGCUCAGCAUGACGGAACCCGGCGUGGAGGCGAAGCUGGAGGUGAAGCAGGCGAGCAAGGAGUUCAAGGAGAGCGAGAACGUGGCGGAGAAGUACUCCGCGAUGACCGUCUCCAAGAACAGCGAUGUGAACAUGAACGUGGGCGAGCUGUCCGCCGCAUUCACCGCCGUCCCCGCGCACAAGUCCGUCAAGAAGCAGAUUCAGUUUGCCAACCAGGAGGAUAAGCAGGAGUUCAGUAAGUUCCCCACCAAGACGGGCCGGCGUUCCCUCUCCCGCUCCAUCUCCCAGUCCUCCACCGACAGCUACAGCUCCGCUGCUUCGUACACCGACAGCUCAGAUGAUGAGACGUCUCCUCGAGAGAAGACUCAGGUCAACUCCACAGGCAGCAGCGAUUUCUGCGUGAAGAACAUUAAGCAGGCGGAGUUCGGCCGGCGGGAGAUCGAGAUAGCAGAGCAGGAUAUGUCUGCUCUGAUCUCUUUGAGGAAACGAGCUCAGGGUGAGAAGCCCCUCGCCGGGGCCAAAGUGGUGGGCUGCACUCACAUCACUGCUCAAACUGCUGUCCUGAUUGAGACGCUGGUGGCUCUGGGUGCUCAGUGUCGCUGGACGGCCUGUAACAUCUACUCCACUCAGAAUGAGGUGGCUGCUGCCCUGGCAGAAAUCGGAGUGGCGGUUUUUGCGUGGAAAGGAGAGUCUGAGGACGACUUCUGGUGGUGCAUCGAUCGCUGCGUCAACACCGAGGGCUGGCAGGCCAACAUGAUCUUGGACGAUGGUGGUGAUCUGACUCACUGGGUGUAUAAAAAGUACCCCAGUGUGUUUAAGAAAGUUCAAGGAAUUGUGGAGGAGAGCGUCACUGGUGUUCAUAGACUCUACCAGCUGUCCAAAGCCGGAAAGCUCUGCGUUCCUGCCAUGAACGUCAACGACUCUGUCACCAAGCAGAAGUUCGAUAACCUCUACUGCUGCAGGGAGUCCAUUCUGGACGGGCUUAAAAGAACCACAGACGUGAUGUUCGGGGGGAAGCAGGUGGUGGUCUGUGGGUACGGGGAGGUUGGCAAGGGCUGCUGCUCUGCUCUGAAAGCUCUGGGAGCCAUCGUGUGUGUGACAGAGAUUGACCCCAUCUGUGCCCUGCAGGCCUGCAUGGACGGCUUCAAAGUGGUGAAGCUGAACGAAGUGAUCCGUCAAAUGGACAUGGUGAUAACCUGCACAGGGAACAAAAACGUGGUGACCCGAGAGCAGCUGGAUCGUAUGAAGAACGGCUGUAUCGUGUGCAAUAUGGGCCACUCUAACACUGAGAUUGAUGUGGCGAGUCUGCGGACCCCCGAGCUGACCUGGGAGAGGGUACGCUCUCAGGUGGACCACAUCAUCUGGCCUGAUGGGAAGAGAGUCAUCCUGCUGGCUGAGGGACGGCUUCUGAAUCUGAGCUGCUCCACAGUGCCCUCGUUUGUGCUUUCCAUCACAGCCACAACACAGGCCCUGGCCCUUAUAGAGCUGUAUAACGCUCCUGAGGGACGCUACAGGCAGGACGUGUAUCUGCUGCCCAAGAAGAUGGAUGAAUAUGUGGCCAGUCUGCAUCUGCCUAACUUUGAUGCUCACCUCACGGAACUGUCAGAUGAGCAGGCCAAGUACAUGGGGCUCAAUAAGAACGGACCCUUUAAACCAAACUACUACAGAUAUUAGUAAGUAAGACUGACAACGACCUUCAUCAGGGAUGAAGAAACCUGCAUUAACCAAGCGAACCAAGAGAUUUAUUUUCUAUUUCCUGUAAAUUUCUAAAAGGACAACUUGAUUUUAAGUGAAUUAUUAUUAUUAUUAUUAUUAUUAUUAUUAUUAUUAUUAUUUUAACAAAUAGUGACCAAAUACAUGUUUGUCACAUGUAAAGCUAUAAUUCACUUUUGCUAGCACUUAAUUGAACUCUAUUAUACUGUAUGUAUUUGUUAUCUUUUAAUCACAUUAUAAGAGGACCGUUGUCCGUUGUCAGGUCUGAAAUCGUGCCAUAUAUAUAUUGGUGGUAGUGAAAGUCUGAGGGGUAAAUUCUGUACUAUGUCUUUGUUUGUGCUCAUUCAUUUCAGUGCUUAUUUUAUUUUAUUUUAUUUUAUUUUAUUUUAUUCUGUGUCACAUGACUGGCUUUACAUUUCUGGUCAUUCCUCAUGUUGAACUGUGCUCCUGUAGUGGUCCAGCUGAUGGAUCUCUGACCAAAUACAUGUUAUUGGAGCAUAUUUCAGUGUGCAGACCAAUUACUCUUAUUAUUACUAUUAUCAUUAUUUCAUUUUUCAAGUGAUUCUUUUCCACACCAUCUGUUUAAAUUAGUAGUGGAAAUGAUCCAAGAAGGGUGAGUGCGUUUACAUGUUCUUAAUCAGAUUACUGCAGCCAUCUCCUUAUUAUGAAAUAGAUUGGGGUAAACUUAAAAAAGCAGCAUAAAAGGCAAAAAAAACUUUAAUUGUAUUACCCCAGUUGUCAAACCUUAAUUUUUUUAACUUUAAACUGGAGUAUUCUGGGAUUUUUCAGUCUGCACUUGUGCAAAAACAGACCAUGAUUAUAAUUGAAGUAAGCAAGUAAAAAAACGGGAGAUACAAUAUGUAUUGAGAUACAGAGCUUACAAUUCAAUAUAUUGCGAUAUGUUGUGAUACUGUUAGCAAGGCAAUAUAUUGUGUUUUUUUAUUAAAAUUUAGGACAACACAAAAUGUACUGUUAUUCAUAAAAUAUAAGUACAAUAUUAUAUAUAUUGAUAUAUUCAGUUUUAUUCAUAGAAUCUUAGUGAAAGAAUGAAAAAUACAUUUUUCUAAGCAGUCAGAACAGUGGGAUCUAAUGAUACUUUAAUAUAUUGAUAUUUUCUUACACCCCGCUAUUCAGUUUUAUUCUAAAAUCUGAGUGAAAGAAUAAAAAGUUAUAUUUUCUAAGCAAUCAGAACAGGUAAACACACUAAAUGAACCACUGAACCAUUGUCUGAAGCCAAUCUCUACAUGUAACACAUGUAAUGACACCAAAGUACAAAAAGUACCUGUGUUUAAGAGAACCAAUACAGUAUUGCAGAACAAACUAUUGCGAAACUUUGAUAUAUAUCGAUAUUUAAUAACACUCCCUCUUAUUUUAUUGCUCAAUUUCAUGUAAACAUGUUGAUUAUAUUACUAAAACGCUGAUGUUCUGCAGUAAUCAGAUUGUAAAGUUAAUGUGAACGCACUUACUAAUUAUUAAUUGCUUAUUAAUUGCUCUUUUUAUGUUGUCUUAUAAUGAUUCGCACUUUUAUCCUGAAUAAGAGAUGA